CUAAAAUGUUAAAUUGUCCUUUUAAUGAUAAAACUGAGUGAGUGUGAGGAGGAAGAGAAUGGCUGCAGGAGGAACUCAAUGUUGAAAACACUUCAUUUAAAUUAUUCUGAGUUAUCCCGGAGUGUGAGGGAGUUAUUGGGAUUAGAAAGAGGAGGAGCAGGGAGGAGGAAGAGGAGGCGCUGCAGAUGGAGGAAGAGGAGGCGUCCUGUCUGCCUGUGUCCAGAGGAGAGGAGCGGCCGCCAUGUUAACCAAGAAGCCCGGAACCUCGAUCCUCCCGACGGGCAAAGUGGGCGAGCCGGUCUACUCUCCUGGUCACAGUGGCUCUCAGACAACGUCGCCUGUCGCCUUGCCGCGGCUCCGCAACAACAACCAUAACCCCCUGACGGGAGGCUCUAAAGCCGCCAUGUCGGACGCCGUCCAGCUAUCGUCGCAGUCGCAGGUCCACGUCACCCAGCUGUACGAGGAGAACACCAACAAGCGUCCGGUCCUGACCUCCCAGCCCAAUGGCCUGGCUCCGCUCAGCUCCACCCGACCGGGCCUGCCGCUGCCGGACCGCCAGACCUUGGCCUCAGAGCCCGCCCUCCACUGCCGACAGGGCAGCACCGCCUCCAACAAGUCGACGGACGGCAAGCCAAAGCCCGCCUCCUUGUCCCCGGAGCUGGCCAUGAAGCAGUUCAUGUCCAAAAUGUCAUCGUUCGAACACCACGAGGUGUUCAGCUACCCCGAGGUGUAUUUUGUUGGUCCGAAUGCUAAGAAGAGAUCAGGGGUCAUGGGCGGAGCCAACAACGGCGGCUACGACGAUGAUCAGGGAUCCUACAUCCACGUUCCACACGACCACAUCUCCUACCGCUACGAAGUCCUGAAAGUCAUCGGCAAGGGCAGCUUUGGACAGGUGGUGAAGGCCUUUGACCACAAGUCGCAGACCCAUGUGGCUCUGAAGAUGGUCCGCAAUGAGAAGCGCUUCCACCGGCAGGCAGCGGAGGAGAUCCGCAUCCUGGAGCACCUGAGGAAGCAGGACAAGGACUCGAGCAUGAACGUCAUCCACAUGCUGGAGAACUUCACCUUCCGAAACCACAUCUGCAUGACCUUCGAGCUGCUCAGCAUGAACCUGUACGAGCUCAUCAAGAAGAACAAGUUCCAGGGCUUCAGCCUCCCGCUGGUCAGGAAGUUCGCCCACUCCAUCCUGCAGUGUCUGGACUCGCUGCACAAGAACCGCAUCAUCCACUGCGACCUCAAGCCAGAGAACAUUUUACUCAAGCAGCAGGGGCGCAGCGGCAUCAAGGUCAUAGAUUUUGGUUCUAGCUGUUAUGAACAUCAGAGAGUUUACACCUACAUCCAGUCCAGGUUCUACCGAGCGCCAGAAGUCAUUCUAGGCUCCAGGUAUGGGAUGCCUAUCGACAUGUGGUCUCUGGGCUGUAUCCUGGCUGAGCUGCUGACUGGUUACCCGCUGUUGCCGGGUGAAGAUGAAGCCGACCAGCUGGCCUGCAUCAUCGAACUACUGGGCAUGCCCAACCAGAAGCUCCUCGACGCCUCCAAGAGAGCCAAGAACUUUGUGUCGUCCAAAGGCUACCCGCGGUACUGCACUGUCACCACGCUGCCCGACGGCACCACUGUGCUGAAUGGCGGCCGCUCACGACGAGGGAAGGUACGCGGCCCGCCGGGCAGCAAGGACUGGAGCGCAGCGCUGAAGGGCUGCGACGACCCGCUGUUCCUGGACUUCCUCAAACAGUGUCUGGAGUGGGACCCGGCACUCAGGAUGAUGCCCAGCCAGGCGCUGCGCCACCCGUGGCUGAGGAGGCGACUUCCCAAGCCACCAACAGGAACCACCACGGGGGAAAAGACCUCCUCCUCCAAACGGGGCACCUCCACCACCGACGGCGCCAUCACCUCUAUCUCCAAGCUCGCCACCACCUCCUCAACAACCACCUCCUCCUCCUCCAAAACCAGGACUAACUUGGCAGCGAUCACUGAUGCCAACGGAAACAUCCAGCCUAGGACGGUUCUGCCCAAGCUGGUCAGCUGAAAGUGAAUGCACUCCGCUCGCUGUGGUGGGAGUUGUUAGCUGUGCUCAUGAGCAACCGUGAGCUACCAGCUGGGACUGAAUAAAACAGGCUUGUCCAGUUUUGAAGAGCAUUUGUUUUUUUCACGCUGGUUUUCACAGCGUUGUUGGAGUGCGUUCAGGACAAAUGGAAACUUAGCGCUGGGGUGUUAAAAUGUGCAGAAUGGCCAGGCUGGGAUGUAAGCUGAGCUGAAGGAAACUUUAUUGAUAUAUUGGGGUGUGUUCAGACUCCUCAGAUUCUCAGUCGGAGAAGACAGUAGUUGUCUUACGUUGUGAGCAGCGAGACAGGAAGUGACCACAUAUGUUUAAAGUGAUUGUGGGGCUGCUCAGACAAUCAAAACACACCACACCACUCUGUAGCUCCACACAAACAUGUCAAAAAACAUGGUGCUGAUGGAGGGAACAAGGCUUUUUUAUGUUUUUAGCAAAGAAUCUAUUUAGCUGAGCUGAUAGUCGAUUAAUCGAUUAGACACCAAAAACAACUUUUUAUGACCUUAGUCUUACAAGGUUAUAUCUACAGACAAUUGUAGAAUAAUGGCUCAUGUAUAUGUUCAUGUGGUUUACUGACGAAAACGUCAGAUAUAUCCUUAUAAUACUAAGGUAACAGCUGCAAAAAAGCAAUGAUUAGCUUGCUAAUCUUUGUUUCAUAUCACCAUGAAAUAACACUUUUUUUAUGUUUCAGUUUGGGGAACAUUGGUGGGCAUUUGUCAUUACUUUUGACUUAAAUUACUACACAAUUAAUUAAAACAAAAUCCUAGCAACCCUAACUGAACCAUCUACCUGUUAGCUGGCUAACUUUCUUAGCUAGCUUUUGUUUUACAGUGUGUAGCUAGCCUGUGUUACCAUGCCAGCUUUGUGCCUGUCAGCUGGCUAACUGUUAACUGGCUAAUGACCACUGGUUAGUUGUUAGACAGCUAUUUGUUUGUGUUUAGCUGUCACUUUGCUACCUAUUUACCUUUUAACUGGCUAGCAGUUAGCCUAGCAAACUUCAGCUAGCUAUAGCUGGCUCACUAUUUGCCUUUUUUGGCAGUCUGGUGGCUAGCCUUAGCCUUUUUUAGCCAUAGCCUGUUAGCUCUCCACUGCCCAGCCUUACGAAGUACAGAUUUAGAGUUUUAAAGUGUUAUAAGUUUUCUGAAAGUUAGCAAAAAGAGAAGAGAAGUAUGUUUGUGUUAACUCACAACAUUUUGUUACCUAUUUAAUUAAGCAAAUCUGAUUAUUAAGGACACAAAAUGACUGAAGGAGCUGUGAAGAUAGAGAAGAAGGUAGAUUAAAUGCAGUGUUAUGGACAAGUUAUAAAUCAUGUUAAAAUAAAAGGGCUCUGAUUAAAAAAAAAAAAAAAAAAAGGAAUGUUAGUAACCAAAGUCUUUCCUAUUUGAAAGGAGAAAAAUAUAACAGUGGCAGUAUGACCUGAAACAGCAGGCUAGCAUUUAAUUAGCUAAACCAAGUGAAGCUUUCUGAUCAGGGAACUUUUGUUAAAAGCUGAUAUACAAUUAACUUAUAUUUGGCCAGAUAUGGGACAAAUUAUUGCCUGGGUAAAAUAACAAUAUGCUAGAUGUCUGUGUCAUUGAUACACUACUUCUGAUCGUUCAGGACCAUUUUAAAUUAUAUUUAGGGGUAGACAUUUUAAAUGAUUACUUUCAUCAAUUAAUGUUUAUUGAAAAGAAAAGAAAAAUCAAUAAUUCAGCAUGGCAAAUUAAUUUUUAGCAUGCUAAUAAAAUUCGAGGCUUCAGGAAAAGACUUUCAGACAUCACAUGACGCCAAAAAUAUCUUCCAUAAUGUCACAGCACAGAGCAGCGGCAUAGUAUAGAGAACUGACUCGUCUUUUCCUUCUGGCUGUUUGGAAAACACAGCGGCUCUAAGGAUUUUACAGCUUUAAAUAAUCAAUUGAAAUAAUCUAUAUGGAGCCAUGGUGAACAAUAGACGUUUUAUGACAGUUCUCAAACUUUUAUGUAACUUGAGCUCAGCAGCAGCAGCAGUGCUGAUGCAGCUGCAAUAGCCUGACGGUACCUUACAUAUAGGCCCAUAUAGACAUAUAUCCUUCUGGGUGGAUUUUGUCUCACGUGUAGGUGGGAACAAUAAAAGAUUUAAAUUUCUACACCAAUUGAACACAUCAUGAAGUCUUGGCUCCAAGUAAGGGUGAAGAUUAAGACAAGAAAUUACAGUGGAUUUGGAACAAAGGCCUUGUGAGCAGCAUAUUCACAGAGAGGUAGCCAACUCUGUAGCUAACGUGAUGUUAGCAUGUGACUGAUAGUGACGGUGUUGGAUGGGAGAGAGCUCCGGUUUUAAUUCAGGGUUUCUUUCGAAGUAAUAAACACUUCUGAGAGAAUUUAGACACUAAACAUAUCCACUAAAACGCAUACAAAUAAUAUCAUUAAAAAGGGCUCCAGUCACAUCAGUAUGUGUUGCAGUCAUUUGGUGCUUAAAUGUUUUUUUAAUGUUUUUUGAGCUGGUUAGCAGGUUGUUGCAGUGGCUCAGUAGCAGGUUUCCAUCCAAAUAUAGCGUCAAUUUUAACCAAAUUUACAGGAAAUCGGAAAAAUAAAAUGCGAAUUAAUGCACGUUUCCAUCCACUACCUUUAUGGCAAUAUUAGUUGGAUGCAUCGAGAUAAACAGUUGGUGGUGCUAAUUCUCCAGUCAGGUGUCAUUAAACCACUGCAGAAAAAGAGGACACAACAAGAUGACUUAAUUAAAAGAGUUCGGAUAAAACUUUAAAGAAUGUAAACGAGGUGGUUGCCUCCCACAGUUCAAAGACAUGCAGGUUAGGUGAAUUUGGAAGUCUAAAUUGCCCGAAGGAGUGCAUAUCAGCUUGAAUAUGUUUAUCAGAGUGUUUACAUGCACUUAAGUAGUCAGGUUAAUGCUGGCUUUCCGCAAUAACCAGCAUGUUUACACGAAACUCUGAGGCCGUGGUAGGGGAUUAGAGAAACUUGAUUUCCUUCGCUAGAUUUCACCUGGAGAAAGCUAAUUUAUUGUCCAUUUAUACAUGUAACUGAUUGGUUUCAAAUCCUCCUUUUAUAUGUACACGUGUAUGGCAACAAAUUAAGACAGUAUUACGUUGAUUACUAUAUACUGUGAGACGAUACAGAUGUGUCUACCGUAGAGAUUUUACAAGUCAGUGAGCAGCACAGAUGCAAUGUUAGAUUUUUAUGAUUUUUACAUCAAUGUGAGUACCUUGAUUUGUCAGCUAUUUAAUUUACUAGGUUAACCAAAAACAAACUGUCUGGUUAUCACAUCUAUAAAAAGCUUAUUAUUAGAUUUUCCAGAAAAAUAUCACAGUGAUGAUAUUCAAAGUGCUUCAUACGAGGCAGUAAAUUAAAGUUAUAAAAGCAAAUAUAAAAUCUAAUCAAAUGGGGAAACUUUUAGGUAACAAAAGACAUUAACUGGACCAGAAUAAAAUAAGUAGAACGAAUUCCAGUAAUAUCAGAUAAAAUAAAGAGAUGUUUCAAGUAAAAUCGGAAUACGCUUUCCGAUAAAAGUAUGUUUUUAAAAAGAAUUUAAAAGAUGAUACUGACUCACUUCUAGCUGGCUUGUGAUACUCCCUGUAAUCUCAACAUCACAUGAGGGAAUCCCUCCUGGUGUGACUGGGCCCGAAUGCGAUCAAACAAUAUUGAUUUAUACAACAGCGCCUCUUCUAGAGCACCACUUCUACUAGAUUCUAGUACAAAGCGUAUAGAGUAGAAUAUUGCAAAAAAAUAUGAGAUGAAAUGAAACAAAUGGAUCCAAAACAUAAAAAUAACCAAUUACAAUCAUGUGUAGACGAGCAGUAACUCUGUGAUCAGUCAUACUGACUGGUAAUAUAUUGAUCAAAGGUCAGUAUUGAUAAAUGGAUCUAUCAAUGUGAUCUGGGAGGUGUGGGUUGUUUGAAGAUGCUUCUUAUUUAUUUGCUACAGUUUAAUAUUUAUUAAUCUAAUCUACAUAUUUACUAUGAUGUGCAGUUCAUACCGUAUACUUGAAUGUGUGUGUGUUGUAUGUAGCAGUGUGUAUGUGCAAUGUCGACGUUACGAGAGGUUUUCUUAAAGCUUGUUCCCUCACACGAACACACAUAUAUCUAUACACACACACACACAAUUGUAUCCGAACGCACUCUGUGGUUUGGCUCCACCCACAGGAAGUCGAGUCAUACUGGGAUGAGGAUGAAGAGGAGGAGGAGGAGGAGGACGAGGAGGUAGAAGGGCUGUGUGCACCGUCGGCCUGGCAACCGUGAUGUAAUGUAGCACGUGGGAAGUGGACGAUAAUGACGUGAUGCACAGAAGGAACUGAUAAUGUAAAACACACAAGACACUACCUGCUCCGCCCAUCUCAGGGGAAGCUCCACCCCCUCCUGGAACUGGACAGGAAACAGGAAGUAACUAAAGGGGGAGGAGGAGGAAGUGUGUGUGUGGGGUGGGGUGGGGGGGUCCUCUCUGGUGUUUUUGUUGUUUGUUUUCUAACGAUUUGAUUGGUUGGUUGAUUGUGUUUUUUAUUUUUUUUUAUUUUUUUAGUGAGACGAGUGCUGAGAGUCGUAACUUUGUGCCUUCGGUAUCUCAUCGCCAUGCCACGCCCACCCAACCACACACACACACACACACACACACACAUUUACACUGACAAUGUCAUGGCAACAAUUUAUAAUAUAUUUAACAAAAACUCAGUUUUCAGAAAAUAAUUUAGUAUCUUUUGGUGCAACUCACAAUGAUGUCAUAAAGACUCAUAUCAGGUGAGUUUCGGCUGCCAAAGUCUGCAUGCUGAUUGGCUCCUGGUUUGUUUCAGCAAAGCCCAAAGUCACCAUGUGAACCCCAUGACCUCUGACCUCUGUUUCCCAACCCCUGAGAAAAGUGUAACCAUAAUAGAGCCGUAAUAGAGCAGAAAAAACAAAGGAAGUGGAUUUUUUGUUCAUAUGUACUGUAUUUUGGGGUUUUUUUUGCCCUCAACAGAGUCUGUCUGGCUGUCUGAAGGGCUGAAGGUUGCUUCAACUACCCUGAAGGCUCAGAAGAAGCACCCUCAUUAGCAAAUAUUUCUAAAUAAUUACACAAAAGUGUAUAAAAAUUGUAAUUAAUGCUGUUAAUACAAUUUUCUGUUUAAUAUCAAUUUGAACACAAACUAAAAAACUAAACAUUCAAGGAAUUGAUCGCAGAGAAGUAAUUUGAGAAUUGCAUUCAAGACAGUAACAACAAUAAGUAAUGUUAAUCUGAAGGUUGGUUAAGACUGUGCCAACACUUUGUUUCUGUUGAUGGAAUAUGAAUAGACAAGAGGCCAUGGUAUAAGCUGGAUAAUCCAGUUUAGAUCUUGAUCCGGUCUAUAUGCAAAAACAAAUAGAGGCUAGUAGAACUCUCUAUUGCCCCAAAAGGCUGGACACCAGUUGUCUUGAAUGCAGCAUAAAUAGCAGAUGCUAAAGCGAGUGUUUUAUGGAAGCCCAUUCUCGCCAGGAAAAGAAUUUAAGUUAGGAAGGAUUAAAAAUAAAAAUACUCAAGAUAAAUCAAAAUUAUGACAUAUGUCACAAUAAUACAUUAGACAGACAUAUAACAAUUGACUUACUAUCUUACAAUUUUAACUAUCUCAGAAUAUUGUAUCGUAUAAUUUUGAUUUAGUAAGUCCAGAUUCUGACAUGUCAUGAUUUUGACUUAGUAAUUCAUAGUUAUGACUUUUUAUCUAAUCAUUUUUAUAGUUUUUAUAGCUCAUAAGUUUCACAUAGAAAGUCAUGUUACUUUGAUUUUGCAUCUCAUUUAUACUUAGAAAGUCAAAACAUUGACAUACUAUCUCAUAAUUUUCACUUACCAUCAGUAGUUUUUGUUGUUGACACCAAACAAUUUAUCUGGGGUUUUUUGUUUUUUUUUGUCCAGCAGAAGUGGGCUUCCAUAGUGUUUACAGAACCAGCAGAGCAGGCAAACGCACCAACUACAUAUUGUAGCUUUAAACUGAUUAACACUGACAUCUACAAGUGUUUGUGUGUGUGUUGGGGUGUAAGGGUGGGGGGGUAUAACAUGGCUGCACAAUGUACAGACACAUAUCAGCCAACUGUCGCCACUUGUCGCCUCGGGACAGACGGGCAUUGCCUGCUGACGACAUGGCUAAGCUAACACUAGCCGAUCGACCGCUAGCGUCCAGCCGCUAGCUGCUGCACUGAUAUUUUCUCUACAGUGAAGCUAACACUAGCCUACUGCUAACUUGACUGCUAGUAGCACAUAAGUUUGUACCUGCUAGCUAGAGUCGCAUUGAGCUCCUCACAGAGGAGGUCACGCAAGCUGUUAGCAUUAGCGUUAAUGUGGUUUUAAAGCAUUCUUUUUUCAUGUUGGUACCUCAGACUGCUCAGUUAUCAUUAUUAUUAUGAUUAUUACUGUUGUCAUUGUUGUGACUAACACCCAGGGCAUUUGGUUGAAUCUACCAAAGUGCAUUCCUUUACAAAGCUAGCUGAGAGCUAGCUGCUCAAACAGAGAGACAGAUAUGGUAGGUAGAAAGUAGGAGGGCAGAAAGUAGAAAGUAAGUGAAUAGAGAGGCAAUCAGGAGAAGCAGCAGCCGCCUUUCAGACAAUAAGGAGGGAAGGAGAACAUGUGAUGGUGUUUUGUUUUUGUUUUUUAAACAGAUUAUUAUUAGCAGGCUGCAGUCCCACAGGAACAUGAAGUCUGGUUUAACUGACCUCUUGGUAGCAUUCAUAAAAAUAAAUAAUAAUAAAAAAAAACUGCUCAUGUGGAAGCAGCUGUAGCCUAACUAGCCUGCUAGCUCGUUACCAAGCUAGCCAGUUAGCCUACCAGCUCAUUAGCCAUUUAGCUUCUAUGGGGAGGUCUCUGCAGCCAGAAAUUAGCGCUGUAUUUCUGUGACGUUUGCCAGCUGGGUUUUAUUGUGGAUUUUAUCUGUAAAUAAUGUGGAAAAAUGUUUGAAUAAUAAAUUUUUGGGGGGUUGAAUGCGCUGCUGUGCCACGCUGCGGCCACUUUUACAACGUACUGUAUCUACUGUACAGAACACAGAAGUUGACACUUUUUCUAGUGAGCCUUUGUUAAAUUUUAUUGUGGUGGAAAAAAUUAUUAUUAAUAAAACAGUUUUAUUGUUCAA
Molecule: messenger RNA, 9079 nt
Organism: Siniperca chuatsi (mandarin fish)
Lineage: Eukaryota; Metazoa; Chordata; Actinopteri; Centrarchiformes; Sinipercidae
Gene: dyrk2
Product: dual-specificity tyrosine-(Y)-phosphorylation regulated kinase 2
Exons: 7
Coding region: 242-2023 (593 amino acids)
Biological process (GO): peptidyl-threonine phosphorylation; peptidyl-serine phosphorylation
Cellular component (GO): nucleus
Molecular function (GO): protein serine/threonine/tyrosine kinase activity; ATP binding; protein serine/threonine kinase activity
Source: RefSeq, a predicted model, not a curated record